Molecule: messenger RNA, 3104 nt
Organism: Nerophis lumbriciformis (worm pipefish)
Lineage: Eukaryota; Metazoa; Chordata; Actinopteri; Syngnathiformes; Syngnathidae
Product: 3',5'-cyclic-AMP phosphodiesterase 4B-like
Biological process (GO): signal transduction
Molecular function (GO): 3',5'-cyclic-nucleotide phosphodiesterase activity
Source: RefSeq, a predicted model, not a curated record
GGGAAAACCGGAGUAGUUGGCAGGUAUGCUAAUGUGUCGCAUUUAAAAAGUCGGAAACCUCUGAUCCAGAGGAUCUUGCUGAGGUCCGUGAUCAUUGUACAAUUAGACGCCGUGUCUCUGGUACUGGCCACACCACACCACACUCAUCCAACCAUGCCUUUAUUGACCUUGUUUUGUGCAAACAAACAAACUCCUCCCACGAAGUUGGAAGCGUAGAGUCGUCCAAAAUGGAGAUUUUGAGAUGGAGGAGUCCCCGGGUUCAUUAAGAGGUCUGCUUUUGUAAGAUUUAAUAUCAGCAUGGAUGGUUGGGUCCAUUUUCCGGCUAAUCCGCCGUGGCUGGACAUGGUAGGAAAACUGACAGGCUCUCAGAUAAACACUGAGUCCAUUCCCUUGGGGUCCAGCCCAGAUCUGCCUGAUCCUCGUGCCAAAUGUGCGUUAUUCCAGUGUGUGGUCUGUGGCGGGGGAGAAAGCAGGUCUGUUGCACAUGCUCCCGGGUCAGCAGUGUUUCCUGAAGCUUGUUGAAAGGGAAAGAGUAGCACUGUGGAAUGUUGCAAAGGUCCCCAAGGUGCAGAAGCGGGCACUUUGAUUUCAGCGUGGAGGGGAUCAGUGAAGCCCACCUCUCGGCUCCCAGUUUGGAGGGAGAGAAUGGACGAUCGUGCCCUUCCGACCCACAAGUGUCCCCCAGUUCGGGCCUGGUACUCCAUCCCAACGUGGCAGGUCAUGGCCAGCGUCGAGAGUCUUUCCUCUACCGCUCCGACAGCGACUACGAACUGUCACCCAAGUCCCUUUCUCGGAACUCUUCUAUCGUGGGAGAACUCCACGGAGAAGACUUGAUAGUGACUCCAUUUGCCCAGGUCCUCGCAAGCCUUCGGACUGUCAGGAACAACUUCACCACCUUGACGAAUGUGCAGUGUGCAUCCAACAAGCGAUCUCCUGCUGGAAACCAGCCUUCUGUCACCAAAGUCUGCUUGUCAGAUGAGUCCUACCAAAAACUUGCAAUGGAGACCAUGGAGGAGCUGGACUGGUGUCUGGACCAGUUGGAGACCAUCCAGACCUACCGCUCUGUCAGUGACAUGGCCUCCAACAAGUUCAAGAGGAUGCUGAACCGGGAGUUAAGCCAACUGUCUGAGAUGAGUCGCUCAGGCAAUGAAGUGUCCGAGUACAUCUCCAACACCUUCCUAGACAAACAGAACGAGCUGGAGCUGCCAUGUCCCGUUCCCAAGUCGAGGGAAAGGAAGCGCCGGCAAGGCCAGCAGCAGCAAGGCGGCGCCGUGACUCAAAUGGGCGGGGUGAAGAAGGUCAACUACUCACCUUGCAUCUCCGGAAGCGCCAACAGUCGCUUUGGAGUCAAGACGGACCAGGAGGAACUACUGUCCAAGGACCUGGAGGGCAUCAAUAAAUGGGGACUGAAUAUCUUCAAGGUGGCAGAGCACUCUCACAACCGGCCCCUCACGUGCAUCAUGUACGCCAUCUUUCAGGAGCGAGACCUGAUGAGAACCUUCAAGAUUCCGGCAGACUCUUUUGUGACGUUCCUGCUGACCCUGGAGAGCCACUACCACUCUGACGUGGCCUACCACAACAGCCUGCACGCAGCAGACGUGGCGCAGUCCACGCACAUCCUCCUGUCCACUCCAGCGCUGGACGCGGUCUUCACUGACUUGGAGAUCUUGGCAGCCAUUUUCGCAGCUGCAAUUCAUGAUGUGGAUCACCCGGGGGUGUCCAACCAGUUCCUCAUCAACACCAACUCCGAGCUUGCUCUGAUGUACAAUGACGAGUCGGUGCUGGAGAACCACCACCUGGCCGUGGGCUUCAAACUGCUGCAAGAAGAGAACUGCGACAUCUUCCAAAACCUCAGCAAGAAACAGAAGCAGUCCCUCAGAAGGAUGGUCAUAGACAUGGUUUUGGCAACUGACAUGUCGAAACACAUGAGCCUGUUGGCCAACCUGAAGACGAUGGUGGAGACGAAGAAGGUGACCAGCUCCGGAGUCCUUCUGUUGGACAACUACACCGACAGGAUGCAGGUUCUCCGCAACAUGGUCCACUGCGCUGACCUGAGCAAUCCCACCAAGCCUCUGGAUCUGUACCGGCAGUGGACGGACAGGAUCAUGGACGAGUCCUUCCACCAGGGAGACCGAGAAAGGGAGCGCGGGAUGGAGAUCAGCCCCAUGUGUGACAAACACACGGCGUCGGUGGAGAGGACACAGGUGGGCUUCAUUGACUACAUCGUGCAUCCUCUGUGGGAGACGUGGGCAGACCUGGUCCACCCGGAUGCUCAGGACACCCUGGACCUGCUGGAGGACAACAGGAACUGGUACCAGAGCAUGAUCCCCCAGAGCCCCUCGCCUCCCUUCUACUCCGGCGACAAAGAGGGCGGAUCGCACAGCGAGGCGGAGGCGGGUCCUGUCGCCAGCAGGUUCCAGUUUGAACUGACGCUGGAUGAGCAGGAAAGCGACGGGACGGAGACGGCGGUCUGCGACGUCUCCCCGGCGGAGACCUAGCUAGCGCCACGGGAGUGCUCGACGAGGAAAAGAGCGCGGCAUAUUUUUUUGCUGCUUGGGCUUCGUUUCAUUGCAGCGCGGCAAUCCUACAAGGAGGCUCUUUGGGGCGUCCUGGCUGAAAAGGGCCCCCCCCCUGCUGAAGAGGCUCGGUCGGACACCCUGUGGCAGUUUGUUUUGGAGCCCCCGGCAUGGAAGGUAGGCGACUUCUGUCCCAAUGCAGACUUGGAAGUCUGCGUGUACUGGGACAAGUGAACCUUCCGGAUUUGCACUUCAGGGCGUUUGUUACAUUCCUUCAAAACAACUUUGUGUUGUGUCUGUAUCGCCAUGUGGUUCUGUGUCCAACCAGAACUACUGCUCUGCUACUUUUUUGUAACCAUUCCAUUUUGUUUUUUUCCCCCAACAUGUCUUAAAAAUGUGUGCCUUUUUUUAGGGCCCGCAUGGCCCAUUGUAUAAGGACUCCCAAAGGGAGUCCUUAUGCAAUGGGACAUAAUUUUAGGGCCCGCAUAUUGUAUAAGGACUCCCAAAGGGAGUCCUUAUGCAAUGGGACAUAAGGAUCUAUUGAAUUUGUAAGGUUUUAUUCUUUCUUUAUUAGGGACCGCAAUGUCC